Colletotrichum karsti is the source of this 1104-nucleotide messenger RNA. RefSeq lists its product as uncharacterized. The record is from RefSeq and is a predicted model, not a curated record. Bases 1 to 1104 code for a protein of 367 amino acids. The transcript has 3 exons. Gene Ontology annotation, molecular function: protein binding; translation initiation factor activity; metallopeptidase activity. Gene Ontology annotation, cellular component: cytoplasm; eukaryotic 43S preinitiation complex; eukaryotic translation initiation factor 3 complex. Lineage: Eukaryota; Fungi; Ascomycota; Sordariomycetes; Glomerellales; Glomerellaceae.
AUGGCGGAUGCUGUUAUCAAGGAGGUGCCGCUCAAGGCGGUCCGCGUUGAGGCCCUGGUGGUGAUGAAAAUCGUCAAGCAUGGCUCUGCCACCUUCCCCACGACUGCGACCGGCUCCCUCGUCGGCAUGGACGAGGAGGGUGUCCUCGAGAUCACCAACUCGUUCCAGUUCCCCACGGUCGACGUCGCGAACACGGACAGCCACAGCCACCAGAACCAGAACGAGACCUCGGCCCUCAUCGCCUCCGCCCCCCGCCAGAAGGCCAACAUCGUCUACCAGAACGACAUGAUCAAGCACCUGAAGGAGGUCAACGUCGACGCUAACAACGUCGGCUGGUACACCUCGGCCGCCAUGGGCAACUUUGUCAACAUCAGCUUCAUCGAGAACCAGUACCACUACCAGAAGGACAACGAGCGCACGGUCGCCCUCGUCCACGACGUCAGCCGCAGCUCCCAGGGCUCCCUGAGCCUGCGCGCCUUCAAGCUCACCCAGAACUUCAUGGCGGCCUACAAGGAGGGCAAGUUCACGACCGAGAGCCUGCAAAAGUCCAAGCUGUCCUUCAAGGACAUCCUCGCCGAGCUCCCCGUCGAAGUGCACAACACCCACCUCCUGACGUCCUUCCUCCACCAGCUCCCCCAGGUCUCCGCGCAGGACAAGAUCGAGCCGCCCAACUCCCUGUCGGAGCUGCGCGAAGACCCCAUCAAGCAGCCGCUGCACCCGUCGAUCGACAACCUCGACCUGUCGAUAGACCCGUUCCUCGAGAAGACGUGCGACCUGCUCCUCGAGAGCAUCGAGUCCCACUACACGGACCUCCACAACUUCCAGUUCUACCAGCGCCAGCUCGGACGCGAGCAGGCCAAGAUCACGCAAUGGCAGACCAAGCGCAAGGCGGAGAACGCGGCGCGCGCGGCGGCCAAGCAGGCGCCGCUCCCGGAGGACGAGUGGCAGAGGCUGUUCAAGCUCCCCCAGGAGCCCAGCCGGUUGGAGGGCAUGCUCAACGCGAAGCAGGUGGAGCAGUACAGCAAGCAGGUGGACGGAUUCACGGCCAACAUCAGCGCCAAGAUGUUCGCCGUCAGGGAGAACCUGCUCCCCAAGCACGCCUAA